CAGAGUUGGCCGUGACGCGCGGCCCAGGGGAAGACCACAUAGAUCUCGGCAGAAUGCUGCGACCAUCGAGCGUCCCUCGCCGAGCACUCGUGUAUGGGAAUCUCUCUGCGUAGCUCGCCUUCCAGUACAGAUCAUCUCUCAUGCUUUUCUUUGUUUUGUUUAGGAAGGUUUUUUUUUUUUUUUUUUUUUUUUGGGCUUCUAAGAGACUCGGGUGAAAGUGUUGAAAGCGGCGGAGACCUCCGGAGCACGAAAUGUUGGGAUGGAAGGCGCAGACUUUGACUCGCCGUCUCCAACAGGAGUAUGAAGUCCCACGUCUUCUUCUUCUUCGCGGCUGUGAGGAGAUCUCCAAGAGUCAAACUGCCGGGCUGCCUCGGGAUAUCGCUGCGCGCUUUUGGGGGAAUACUAUAAAGUGGGAAACGCCAACCACCUCGCAGUCCCCUCCACAUCAUGGCCUCGGCUGCUAAUGCGCCCUCGGAGCAGGAAAGCGGAGACCCCGAGCGGCCGCGGGUAACGCGCAGGAGCAGGGGGGACUAUGCCCGCUGCGCACCGCUGGAUUUGGAGUAUUUGCAGCGGCCGAGCUACUGCGAUGCGGGCUUUGCUCUGGAGCAAAUCUCAGAGGGGAAGGCAACGGGGAGGAAAGCACCUCUGUGGCUGAGAGCGAAGUUCCAGAGACUUUUUUUUAGGCUGGGCUGUUACAUACAGAAAAACUGUGGAAAGUUUUUGGUUGUGGGCCUCAUGAUUUUUGGAGCUUUUGCUGUGGGCUUAAGGGCAGCUAAUUUGGAAACGAACGUGGAGAAACUUUGGGUGGAAGUUGGUGGGCGUGUGAAUCAGGAACUGAAAUAUACGAGACAGAAGAUGGGUGAGGAAGCCACGUUUAACCCUCAGCUGAUGAUACAGACGCCACGGGAGGACGGAGCCAGCGUUCUAACAGUGGAGGCACUUCUGCAGCAUCUGGAGUCUGCUCUCAGAGCCAGCAGAGUUCACGUUUAUCUUUAUAACAGACAAUGGAAAUUGGAACAUUUAUGCUACAAAUCAGGAGAAUUAGUUACAGAAACCCAUUUCGUGAAUCAGAUAAUAGAAAAGCUUCAUCCCUGCCUCAUCAUCACACCUUUGGACUGUUUCUGGGACGGAGCGAAGCUCCACUCUGGAAUGGUUUAUUUCCCAGGUGAGGGCCCCAAGCAAUGGACUAAUUUUGACCCUAAGGAGUUUCUUAGCAAGUUAGACAUGAAAGGAUUACAUGUGGAAGGCUUUGAGGCCAUGUUGGAAAAGGCAGACGUUGGACACGGCUACAUGGAUAGACCCUGUCUGAACCCUGCUGACCCUGACUGCCCCCUCACUGCACCCAAUAAGAACUCAACUAAGCCUUUCAAUGUGGCACGGGUACUGAGUGGUGGCUGCCAUGGUUUGUCCAAGACGUACAUGCACUGGCAGGAGGAACUGAUUGUAGGAGGGACCACAAAGAAUGGCAGUGGACCACUGCUCAGGUAACAUA
Nematolebias whitei (Rio pearlfish) is the source of this 1492-nucleotide messenger RNA. It is a transcript of the gene ptch1, whose product is annotated as patched 1. Lineage: Eukaryota; Metazoa; Chordata; Actinopteri; Cyprinodontiformes; Rivulidae. Gene Ontology annotation, molecular function: hedgehog family protein binding; smoothened binding; hedgehog receptor activity. Bases 448 to 1488 code for a protein of 346 amino acids. Gene Ontology annotation, biological process: smoothened signaling pathway. Gene Ontology annotation, cellular component: plasma membrane. The transcript has 7 exons. The record is from RefSeq and is a predicted model, not a curated record.